Molecule: messenger RNA, 1900 nt
Organism: Paramecium sonneborni
Lineage: Eukaryota; Ciliophora; Oligohymenophorea; Peniculida; Parameciidae
Source: the annotation of a GenBank genome assembly
AAAGAAAUGAAUUUUUUAAAAAUUUAGAAUUUGAAUAAGAGAGAUUUAAUUAGAGGAGGAAUUGUAUUAGUAUUAUCAAGUGGGUUGGGGAUUUGGACAUUAGAUAAAUUAUGCAAUUAUCUAAAACAUAAAAAAAUGGAAAGGAUAUGUUUAAGAAAGAGAGCAUCAGCAAAUGAGGCAAUAAAUAAUUAUAAACUAAAACAUAAAAGUUGUUCAUUAAAUUAAUAGAUUUAAAAAUAAAUAUUAAAUGGUAAUGUAGCUUAGAUAAAAUAACUUUUAUAUGAAGGAAAAACGACUGUAUUAGAAACAGUUUUGGUUUUUAUAGAAAGAAUUUUAAAGGUAGCAUGUUCAGAUUAACUUAAUAUAGUGACAGAAAUUAAUUUUGAUGAGGCAUUAGAGGAAGCUAGGUAAGAUUAUGUAAUAAUAUAGAAAAUAAGAUGAGGAGAUAAAAUAAGAUAGAAAUGUAAUAAAUAAAUAUGGUUUAUUUGGUAUUCCAGUUUCAGUAAAGGAAACAUUCAUAUAGAAAAACUUUGAUUCAACAUUUGGAUUAGGAAUAAAUUGUUUUAAGCCAGCUUAGGAAGAUGGAAUAUAAGUUGCAUAAAUAAGAUAAGCAAGAGGUAUAAUAAUAGCUAGAACAAAUGUUCCAUAAGUAGCGAUGACAUUUGAAUCAGUAAAUCAUGUAUAUGGUAGAACAUAAAAUCCAUGGAAUAAAAAUAGAGCUGUAGGAGGAUCUUCUGGAGGAGAAGGUGCAUUAGCAGCAGCAAGAGGAAGUGUUUUAGGAAUAGGAUCAGAUAUAGGAGGUAGUAUACGUAUACCAGCUGCAUUUUGUGGUGUAUAUGGAUUUAAACCUUAUAGUGGAAGGAUUCCAGAUUAUGGUGAAGCAAAGAUUUCAAUAGCUAUUGAAGGUUUUAUGUAACUUAAAGUAUCUAGAGGACCUAUAGCUAGGUGUGUUGAUGAUUUAAUUGUUUUAACAAAAAUUUUAUUCGAUAAAGAAAUUUACUCUCAAAUUCCUUAAUAAAUAAAAGAUCCUUAUUUUGAACCUUUAUAAUUAAGUGAAUUUCCUAAAAAAUAAAAAUUAAGAGUUGGAUAUUUUGAUGUUUUUAAUGGAUUAGUAACUCCUAAAUGUAUGAGUAGAGCAGUACGAGAAACUUGUGAAAUAUUAUAAAAUUUGGGACAUGAAAUAGUUGAAUUUAAAGUAGAUAAAAAAAUAUAAAGUAUAAUUGCUAAUUGUUUUUUAAAAAUUGUUGUUGCUGAUGGUGGAAUGAAAUCUUAUAUUGAAGCUUUAAAUGGUUAGAAAUUUAUUGAAGAAUAUGAUUUAUUAGUUUAAGAUGCAAAUACACCUUUAGGAAUUAAAAGAUUUAUUUUAUCUCCCUUAUUUAAGUUGUUAAGAUAACAUACACUUUUAGAAUAUAAUGAAAAUUCAAAAGUAGAUGUAUAUUAAUAUUUGGUUGAUUCUGGUGUUAGAAAAUAAACUAAUUUAUAAUUUUGUUAAGCUGUUGUUGAUCAAGGUAUAGAUGUAAUAAUCUCUCCUGCUUUUGGAUUACCUGCAGUUAAACAUGGUGGUUCUAAAGAAUUAGCAUUUGCUGCGUAUAUUUUAUUUUUUAUUUUAGAUUGUAUACUUGGAUGUGGAAUGUGGUAGAUUUCCCUGCAGGAAGUCUUCCAAUCACAACUGUUUAAAAUGAUGAAGAUUUGGAAAUUCCAGGAAAAUAAAAUUCAUGGGAUCUUGUUUAUCAUUUUAUGAAAAAAGAUUUAUAAGGAGCAAUAGGUCUUCCAAUUAAUGUCUAAGUUGCAGCUUUACCUAAUUAAGAUGAAAUGGUUUUAAGAGUUAUGAAAGAAAUUGAAGCUGCUGUUAAAUUCAAUUUGAAACAUCCAUAUCCAGAUUUAAAUUGAAAUAAAUGAG